AUGCCCCCUGAGGCGGAACAGAAAAGGAGAGAACCGAUCUCUUUUAUCAACAGUUUUUGGUCAAAAGAUCGGUCGGGCCUGGACAGUUUACUAAAUUAUAUAAAUUCCACACAUAACGAACUCCAGACUUUGUACUCAAUUUAUAUACAAAGGUCCAAAUUGGAGCGUGAGUAUGGCGAAAAACUUCUGGCCAUAUCAAAAGAAAAUGUAAUUCAGGAACAGGACCGCAAAGAAGCGAAUAAGAAAGACAGCAAGGAUAACGAUAAUAAAAAACAUUGCGGUAUACCUGCUGUAUUUGAAACCAUUUCUGCAGAACUACAGCACACUGCUCAAUCACACUUGAAAUUAUCUGCAAAGUUGGACGAACGAGUUGCCACUGAAUUCGAACGGAAAUUAAACGAAUAUAAAGAGUUAUUGGACAAAUGGUCAACUACACUAGAAGAUAUAUACAGUGAGCGUCAGGAAAGAAUCGUUGAACUCAUUAAGAUUCGGACGCAGUAUUUGAAAGAACACGAGUUGUCGAGAGGAAAAAUGACACCUGUUAUGGAAGAAUUAAAAAACCGAUACAAGGACAUGGUAACAGAAGUGGAUGAUAUCGCACAAGAAUGGAAUGCAUUAUGGAAGGAAGCAUGUGAGGUCAUGGAAGCUAUGGAGGAGGACAGAGUAGAACUGCUCAGAACUAAUGUAUGGGAGUAUGCUAAUUUGACAUCAGCGAGCCUUCUAGUGCAAGAUGAAUGGUGUGAAAACAUUCGUCAACAGCUUGAAAUAUGCAACGUCGAGGAUGAAAUAGAAAAAUGUGUAUCUUUAUAUGCUACGGGAUCGAAAGUGCCAAGUACCAAUGACUAUGUAGGAGAGAUGAUGAGGGCAUACAAGAAGAAACAACAUGCGCAAAACCAGCGGUCUACUGCUCCGCUACCGCCAGCCAAACCUAUCCGACAAAAAGAAAAGCCUGAAAAAAGGCCUUCUCUUGACCAGCAAGAUAAAGAAACCAUAUCUCCAAAAGAGCAUAAACAUUGCACUGAAUUGGAAGCUACAGGAGCAAAAGAACCAGUAAAAGAGAAAAUCGCAGAAAGCAACGCAGUCAUUGAAAGCGCAAAUAGUAUGACUAAUUCACCGACAGAUGAUAUGGGAAUGAACACUUCUAUCACGCAGACGAGAGGAGUCAGCAACAAUAUGGGUAGCACAGCUACUAGAGGUCAAAUAAAACGGAAACCACUCAACAAAUCGUUAAUGGAGCAAGUUUCAAAUGAAAUGGCAAAAGCACGGCAACAGAGAGAAAACAGACAAGAUAUUGAGGGUACCUCGCCUAUUUCAUCUAUUUCAGCAAUUGUUGGACAGAAGAAGCUGGAAAUGACCGGAUCAUUAGAUAACUUGCUAAAAUCGUUUGAGACAACUGAAGUGCCCACUAAGAACUGCAAUACCACCAAGCAACCAUCAUUUCCACAGCAACCUCCUGAAGCGCCAGUUAGCGAAGAAGCCAAGAAUCGUAGACAGCCAUCCGAGUACAAACCAGACUCAGGGUCGUUACCUACGAGAGGCUCGAAUGAAGGUACUACGAUGAGUUCGGAAUCUGUGAAUCACUCAAGUGCAGUGAAUGCUCCUAAAUCGCCACGUCCUACAGCACAACAAAUAUUGCCAUCAAACGAUUUAGCUUCUUCGGAGCAACCUGCAGGUUCUACUCAAAAUAUACACCACCAACAGCAACAUUCAUAUAACAAUCAAACAAUGUCAUUAGCACAUAAUGGUGGACACUAUAGUCAAAAUAACUCUUCUUUCAUCCAUCAACAACAGCAGCAACAGCAACAACACUUCGGAGGACAACAGAAAUUAAUGAACCAUCAUCCGUCAGGACACUCCCCUUUGAUGCAGCAUUCACCAUUAAUGCAACCUCAGCGCUCACCUUUAAUGGCACCUAUGCAGGCUGCUCUACCUCUCAUGCAGUCGCAUCACUCACAACCCUCGCCUAUGAUCCAACCUCAGCAGUCGCCCAUGCUCCAACCUCGUUACUCUCCAAUGAUGCAGCCUCAUAGUAUACCUCCACAACAACAGAUGUACGGAACACAACCUAGAGGAACAUUACCCCCACCUAUUUCUAUUCCCAAUACAAAUUAUAUGGUAUCACCACAACCGUCACCGGCUUUGUCAUAUGCAAACUUAGGUGGGGUUUCCCCAGGCGGUGUGCUCCCUCCUCCUGUUACUACUUCACCUUAUACCCAGCCGAUGCAAACGCUAUCAAGACCAUCACAAUAUUCUGAUGGCACACCCAUCCAAUUUUGGGCUCGAGCAAAGUACGAUUAUGUUGCUAAGGAUACGGAUGAGGUUUCUUUUAAAGCCAAUAGCCUUAUUGGAGUGUUAGAGGCUGACAUCACCCAGCAAUCAUGGUGGUUUGGCGCAGUUUUUGACGAACUACGCCAAACAUGGUCCAUUGCUGGAUCCAUUCCAAGUAAUUUUAUGGAAAUGAUACAAUAA
Messenger RNA from Mycotypha africana, 2469 nucleotides. RefSeq lists its product as uncharacterized. The record is from RefSeq and is a predicted model, not a curated record. NCBI's taxonomy places the organism in Eukaryota, Fungi, Mucoromycota, Mucoromycetes, Mucorales, Mycotyphaceae. Gene Ontology annotation, cellular component: cell division site; plasma membrane; cytoplasm. Gene Ontology annotation, biological process: cytoskeleton organization. Bases 1 to 2469 code for a protein of 822 amino acids. The transcript is spliced from 7 exons. Gene Ontology annotation, molecular function: protein binding.